CGGUAACCAACGGCAUCCACCGGUUGCUGAUGGGUGCGGCAACGAUCAGUAGUCCUACCAUAUACGGCCUCCGAUCCAAACCGUUCCACGGUAGUAUAAAAUGGCUUGGAUGCCUGGUCCUGUAGCUACUCCUUAUCCACCACCACCAUGACCAAGCAACAAGUUUUCGUUACUGGGGCGUUUCCUGAAGACGGCCAGGCCUACCGCGACCUCACCGCCAAGUACGACGUCAUCCGCUACAAGUUCACCAGCAGAGAACAGCUCUUGCAAGCGUUCAAGACCACCUUGAAGAACAUCUCUGGUAUGUACGCCCAUUUUGGCAGUUUGUAUGCCAUUGGCGGAUUCAAUCGCGAGCUCUUAGAGAACGCACCUCCCAACUUGAAGAUCAUCGCCAUCCCCCAAAUUGGUUAUGACGAGUACGACUUGGAGGGCAUGGCCAAGAAGGGCAUCAUGUUGACCAACCUUCCCACCCCGUUGGCCGCAGAGGCAGUGGCUGAUUUGGUGUUGUACCACGCCAUUCUGUCGUUCCGUAACUUCAAGAUCUUCGACAAGUACACCAACACCAAGGGUCUCACCACGGGCCAGGUCCGUGCCGAGUUGAACACAGGCUCAUUUGACCUGGAAUCUGGCUUGCUGGUGCCCUCCAAGCUCGCGCCCGCAGCCAGAAAGAACUACGACGUUUCGGUGAUUAUCAGUGGCCGUUCUAACACCUUGCCUAGGGGUCACCAUGCAGUGAUCGUGGGUUUUGGCUCCAUUGGCAAGGUGGCUGGCCAGAGAUUGAGUGCCAUCGGAAUGAAUAUCCACUACGUCAAGAAUACCAAGCUUGAUCCCGAGGUGGAGGCCAGUCUUGGCUACAAGGUGACAUACCACCAGUCGAUCAAGGAUACUGUCGAUUUUGCUGAUUUAAUCAUCAUCGCUUGCCCUGGAAAUGCUCAAACCAAGCACAUGAUAAAUGACGAGUUGAUAACUUCCAUGAAGAAACAAAUUAGAAUAGUCAAUGUUGGCAGAGGCUUCGUGGUUGACGAAAAUGCCUUGGUGAGAGGUCUCCAGUCCGGAAAAGUAAUAUUUGCCGGCUUGGAUGUCUACGAAGAAGAGCCACGCAUUCACCCGGGCUUGAUUGGUAGAGAAGACGUUGUCUUGACCCCACACUGUGCAUCCUCAACAGUGGACUUGCUCGACUAUGCAUUGGAUGUUUGCUUCAACAACAUCAACGAGGUAUUAACGGAAUCAAACGGAUACAUUAACAAGGUAGUUUAG
Suhomyces tanzawaensis NRRL Y-17324 is the source of this 1257-nucleotide messenger RNA. RefSeq lists its product as uncharacterized. The coding region runs from base 148 to 1257 and encodes 369 amino acids. The record is from RefSeq and is a predicted model, not a curated record. The transcript has a single exon. Lineage: Eukaryota; Fungi; Ascomycota; Pichiomycetes; Serinales; Debaryomycetaceae. Gene Ontology annotation, cellular component: cytosol. Gene Ontology annotation, molecular function: glyoxylate reductase (NADPH) activity; NAD binding; hydroxypyruvate reductase [NAD(P)H] activity.